CAACGCGCGGCGCUGGCUGCGGGCUAAGCUGGCUGUGGGUAUCUCCCCGCCGGCCGGGCGCCGGGAGGCGCGUCGCGGUGGCGAAGGUGGGUGCGCGCCUUGCGGGCCUCUGGGCGCCCAGGACCCCCUCCGUCCGCGUCCGCGCCUCGGAUCCGGUCCCGGAGCCCGUGAGACUCGCGCCUGGGACGCGAUCCCCCGAGCUCCCUACCCUCAGCCCGCGGCCUCGCAGACCCGGGUCUGCGGCCCAUCCGUCCGUCCGUCCGUCCGUGCGCCCGCAGAUCGUCUGCCCACAGGCCUUCCAUCGCCUCGCUUGUUUGGCUCUAGGACACGCCCCCGUGCAGGACUGGCCCCCCGCGCGUGCCAGGAGGGGUCGGCUCCACAGAGGCACGUGAACACUCCCAGGAAGCCCUGGGCAACUCCCGCUCAGCGGCUGCAUGUCUUCUGAAAAGCUUUCCUUCGGGUCGGCUGGCCUGGACACACCAAGAUGCAAGACGGGCGGGAGAUGAGGAUAGAGUCAGUGAGUGACCUCGCACAGGAAGCUGGAGAGGGGUCCCUCCACCGGACAGCUGGAGAAGAGAGUGGGGAUGGUUUGGAGCAGAGGAGAAGCUGCUGCGACGGUUCCCUGGCACUGCCUGAUGCGAAGGCUAGCAGCUCCAGGCUGGAAGAGGGUCUCCCCACCAGUACACUCAGCUGCCCACACCCAGGGGAGCUAAGCGGCGGGUGGGGAGAGUUCCAGGGCUUCCGGGAGUCUUCAGCUAAGUCUGAGCAGUUUUCUCAGUCCUUUGAACUCCUAGGGAGAGCCACAGAACAUCAGCAGAGACCCCCUCCAGUCCCCAAAGGGCAUGGUUCUUGCCAGGUGCAGCAGGAUGGACCCUGGGUGCCAGGCGCCGCUGCCGGCCCGUCUUCAGAGUCCAUCCUCAGCUAUGAGAAGGUUUUUAGGUUUGCAUUUCAAGAAGUCCCAGUGGAACGGGCGGCUGAAGACAUUUGCUCUCUAGACCAUUUCUUAGAAAUAAGCAGUGAAGAGAACAAUGGCCUCGCAUCCGUGCCUAGACUGUGUUCUGAAUCUAGGAAACUCUGGAGAGCCCUCCAGAACACCGACCGCCUGUCUGCUUCACCGUGUCUCUGGAGUGAAUCUCACUGCCGGGAAAACCUCUUUCCUGUCCUUGGCAUAGAUGCUGCUCAGAAGAGCCUUUCUGGAGGCCAGGGUCACAUUCUAGAAGGUUCUGACCUCAGAAAGCCUGAAGAGCUGCUGGCAGUCAGCAGUUUCCGCCUACACCACUGCAAGGCCCUGAUUCAGACCAAACUCUCAGGGACAUCUGGCUGCAGGCAGGGCAGCCUGAUUACCUACAGCCUGUUUCUGAAGACGCCACUACAUGGAAAUGGGCACUACAUCACCAUCCCACAAAAAAAGAUCUUCACUCCACGCAACCUAAAAAUGGCGUUCUUUAAUAAUGGUGUUUGCUAAUAUUUUACAUUCUUACUGGUUUGUUUUAGUACUAGAAUCUGAGAACUGUUCCGUGGCACCGCUUCCCAGAUCCAUAUUAGUUUCCUAGGACCUCUGUCAUCUACACCGUAUCUCGUGCACUCAGAUCUGAAGGGGUGCACAGGGAAUGUCCUAGGGCAGAGCCAGUCUCCAUAGCGUUUCUGGGGACACUGUAGGCUGGCACCAGGUGCCUGAUGACCCCUGCCUGGCUCAUAGUUGGAGCCAUGAGUUCAGAAGUUGGGAGUCAGAGCCCACCCUGGCCCUGUCUCCCCUUGUCCUUUUCCUAAGGUAUUAGUGAACACCCUUGUGUUGGGUACUUUUCUCCUGCCCUCGCUCAGCAGCCUUGGGGACAGCUUUUCUGAGUAGGAUGAGUAGAUGUCCCAGGAGGACAGCUUCCUUGGUCAACUACUGAGACACCGUUUUCUUCUAGGGAGGGUCAGACACAAGCAGGCAGCACUGAAUUUUGUAACCUUUUAUUAAAAAGAAAAGACUGUAUAA
This is a messenger RNA of Phodopus roborovskii (desert hamster), 1981 nucleotides long. It is a transcript of the gene Clba1, whose product is annotated as clathrin binding box of aftiphilin containing 1. Gene Ontology annotation, cellular component: AP-1 adaptor complex; trans-Golgi network membrane. The record is from RefSeq and is a predicted model, not a curated record. The transcript has 5 exons. Bases 485 to 1465 code for a protein of 326 amino acids. Gene Ontology annotation, biological process: intracellular transport. Gene Ontology annotation, molecular function: clathrin binding. Lineage: Eukaryota; Metazoa; Chordata; Mammalia; Rodentia; Cricetidae.